This is a messenger RNA of Aspergillus udagawae, 534 nucleotides long. Its product is annotated as nitronate monooxygenase. NCBI's taxonomy places the organism in Eukaryota, Fungi, Ascomycota, Eurotiomycetes, Eurotiales, Aspergillaceae. The transcript is spliced from 2 exons. The coding region runs from base 1 to 534 and encodes 177 amino acids. Gene Ontology annotation, molecular function: nitronate monooxygenase activity. The record is from RefSeq and is a predicted model, not a curated record.
AUGGCGGAGCUGGCGAAUCUCCGGCAACAAUUGAUCCACGCCAGGCAGCUCUUUGGUAUCGUCGACUCUAAUGCCGCCCUGCCAAUUGGAAUCGGCUGUCUCACGAUGAAGUCCGACACUUGGAAGGAUAACUUUGUCCAGCUGGUCAAUGAACAUCGACCAGUAGCAGUGUGGCUGUUUGCAUACACCCGCCGCUCGCAGCACGCGGAGCUCAUUCACGCAUUGCAGAAAACAAGCAGAGACUGGGGACUGAAAGAGAUCGUUCAAGUUGGCACGGUGGAGAGUGCUAAGGAAGCAAUCGAUGAUGGGGCCGAUAUUCUCUCUGUUCAAGGAUCCGAUGCCGGCGGCCAUCAAUUCAAGCAGGGGGCUGGUCUGAUAACCUUGCUUCCGGAUGUAUCGGAUAUGGUGAGGAGAGAAUAUCCAGCGAAGAACAUUCCAUUGCUGGCAGCAGGGGGGAUCAUGGAUGGCAGGGGAGUCGCAGCUACCUUGAUGUUAGGUGAGAUCGAGGCAAGUGGACUCAACCAUUGCGGAUAG